AAUAUCAGGAAUAAGAAAAAUAAAUAAGACUAAUACUUAAAAAUAACGCCAGCAGGCUACCAAGACCGAAAGGUCGGUCAUGGAAGUUGGCUACGGAAGGUGACUGUCCAAGCGUUAGGUGAAAAGGAAAAUCUUUCGGUUCGUCUUCCCUUUCUCUGUUUAACGUGGUGGAUCCUAGAUCCGAUCGCUGGUCAGAACAUCUGCUAGAAACGUGCGCCAAGGAGGCAAUAGUUGGCUAACCAGCCCAGAUAGCUUCUCAUUUGAGAAACUGGGAUGUUAAAGGAGAGAACAGUUACGAAUUUAUCGUGAAUGGAUAUCUUGAGGACUUACGGAAACAGUUACUUUCUUGCGUGUCUACUCAAUGUAUUGUCAGAGUGUUUCAGUGCACACUGUGAAGACUGCAUAUCUUCCUACUGCUGCAGAGGUUCACCUCCGUACUGUUGCUCAUACUACGCCUACAUCGGAAGCAUCUUAUCAGGCACAGCAAUAGCAGGUGUCGUAUUUGGAAUUGUCUUUCUCAUGGGAGUGGUUGCUGGAAUAGCUAUUUGUAUCUGCAUGUGUAUCAAAAACAGUGGGAGCACACGUGUGGGUGUGAUACAGGCAUCUCACAUCAAUACCGUCAGUCAAUUCACUGUCCCUCCUCCUCCGCCUUACAGUUAUGACUAUGAGAUGGAUUAUCCGGUGGAUCUCCCACCCCCUUACACGCCCACACCUCAAGCUUCCCUGCAGUACACCCCACCCCCACCGUAUCCAGGAUGUUCAAGAAAAUAAAUUCUCACUCGACAUCACUAAACACACCGCUGGAAGCCGACGGAAACCCAUUGCUGUAAUAAUAAAUGAGAGCAGGCUGUGUCCAAGACAGCAAAAGCAUAAUUGUUAUUCUGAUUUAUUCCAACUUUGUGCUUGUCAGUAAUUUCCCCCUCAGCUCUUUCGGCAAUUUUCUUUCCUGCAGUGUUAUCAAAUAGAAAAGUUGAUUUUUUAAAAUAAGUUAUUAGUUUUCAUGCUGUAGUUACAGACAAAGUAAUUUAUGAAUCCUGUGAUCUCUUUAUCCAGACUUUGAACUAAAAUAUCCUAGCUACCAAAAGGGAGAGUGACUGUUGAGGAUUGCUAUGUGAAACAAGGUG
Molecule: messenger RNA, 1124 nt
Organism: Stegostoma tigrinum
Lineage: Eukaryota; Metazoa; Chordata; Chondrichthyes; Orectolobiformes; Stegostomatidae
Gene: cyyr1
Product: cysteine/tyrosine-rich 1
Exons: 4
Coding region: 310-771 (153 amino acids)
Source: RefSeq, a predicted model, not a curated record